AUGCAGCAGUCCAUGAUGGGCUGGUUGAAAUCCAUGUUUGGCGCUGGUAGUGGCAAUGGAGCCGAUGGUAAUGCUUCCAAGACGAGAUUGUUGAGCAGCGACAAUGGCUCGGGAGCAGUUGCGGGAAAUGCAGCAGGAGGAGGCCCAGGAGCAGCAGGAGGAGGCCCUGGAGCAGCUGGAGCAGCUGGAGCAGCAGGAGCCGGCGCAGUGGCUGGCGCAGGAGGAGCAGGUAUGUUGAGAAGAUUGAGAAAUAACGACGACUUGGAGAAUCAAAAUUACGGAGCUGCAUCGCAAGGCCGCCGUGUUCACGAUAACGAUGACGGCACCAACGAUUUCGAAUACAGAGGUGUGACAAACUCAAACAAUUUGGAUAGUGUUUUCCGAUCAUCUGGAAACGCUACAAAUAGUAAUACCAAUAACUCGGCCACCAAUGCGAGAAACUCGUACCAGGCUAAAUCUUCAACGAGAACAUCGUCAAUGUCUGGCGGUGCCGAUUCAACUAAUGGGUUCCUUUUCGACCCGCAGGCGUCACCAGUGCAGAAUAAUGUCGCUGCGUCCCAUAAUGAUUCAACGAGAAUGAAUUCGUACGGCCACCCUUUGGCCAAUGCCAGAGAUUUCAAUUUCGAUGAAGAUCAGCCAUUUUCAGACUCUGCCGCUGCCGAGUUGCCCUACCCUGAGACGGCGAGAACAACUAGUAAAUCAAGUAAUCGAAAACACGGUGGAGCGCAGAAUUCGUUGCCUAGUUCAAACUAUGACUCGGACGAGGCUCAGUCAACGAGCAACUCCUCGUUCCAUCCAAGUGAUUACGAUGAUGAGAGUUUUAUCUUGCCCGGUGAUGAGACUUAUAUUCCCUUGGCGCAACUGGACUACAAUAACCCUUCAAGUUCAAGAUCCGCAGCACCUCCAGGACCAUCGCAGCAUCAAAAUCAAAAUCAACACCAGUAUCAACAAGUGCCGCAGUAUGGCCAACCUCAUCCUAGCAAUGCUCAGUUCUACAACGACAGAUAUAGAACCAGUUCAGCUGGAAGUGGAGCUACGGAAAAUACCGCUGGAGUGGAAACUUUGGGUCGACCCGAAGUUGCCUCUGGUGCCGGUGACGGCACGAAUCGCAGCUUGAGCCGAUUCCAAGAAGAUGUAUCAUGA
Messenger RNA from Lodderomyces beijingensis, 1143 nucleotides. Lineage: Eukaryota; Fungi; Ascomycota; Pichiomycetes; Serinales; Debaryomycetaceae. The record is from the annotation of a GenBank genome assembly.